UAAUAAUAAAUGAGUUCAGUAGCAUAUCAUAGAUCCCCAUGCCCAGGAAGAAUCUUCGAAGAUCUCGGGGUUGGAUUCAGUCUUGGAUGAUUUGGAGGUUCCCUCAUCUACUUCUUCAAAGGAGCAUGGAACUCUCCAAGGAGGAUGAAAAUCAGAGGAGGAUUGGCCCACAUUAGGAAUCGUGCGCCUUUUAUGGGAGGCUCAUUCGCAAUGUGGGGCGGAUGCUUCUCAUCCUGUGAUUGCUUGAUGAUCUGGCUCAGACAAAAAGACGAUCCUCUCAAUGCAUGUGUAGCAGGAUUUGUCACUGGAGGAGUGCUCGCAAUCAGAAGUGGAGCUAGUAAUGCCUUUAAAAAUGCAGUCAUUGGAGGUGGAAUUCUAUGCCUCAUUGAAGGAGUCUCAGUCGUCCUUCAAGCAGUCAUGAUGAAGAAACAACAAAUGAUGCAAGAACAAAUGCAAAGAAUGGAACUUGAGAGAAUGAGACAAGCUCAAGCCCAGAACAAGAAUCCAUGGGAAAUUGAAUUCAACGAAAAGGAAGCAAUCAGUGGUACCCCAAAGUCUUUCGAAUUCUAAUA
This is a messenger RNA of Moneuplotes crassus, 572 nucleotides long. NCBI's taxonomy places the organism in Eukaryota, Ciliophora, Spirotrichea, Euplotida, Euplotidae. The record is from the annotation of a GenBank genome assembly.